UUCCAUUAAGAAGCCUUUCGCUUUCACUAGCCAGAAAUUGUCAAUGGCAAACUUUAAUCUACGGCGCAGAGGCAAGGCUGAUGAUAUCUACGGUGGUAAAUUAAACAAGGAAGAUGUUUAGGGUUUGUAUAAAUAUGGGGUUUUGGAUUUCUUUUUUUUUUGGAUUUUCUCUUCAGAUCUAGUUUUUCUGUCUUUCUGUUCGUGGGUAAGAACAGGGAAGAAGAAGAAGAACUGCAACCAUUCUAGUUAGCAAGCAAUGGAGUCUAGUGACAUUUCUGUGGAGAUUGAUGAGCUGCCACUUCAAAAUCCAACUUUGGAAUCACUGGCAAAGAAGGACACUGGUGAUAACAAUGAGGUUGUGAGGUGCUCCUCGAAUGCUUCCUUACAACACCCUCAAAGACCAUUUCAGAGACAAAAUAGCUUGUUAAAGGUUAAGACUAAGUCAAGGUUGAUGGACCAUACAGUUGGAAAAUUUGGGGAUGAAGAGGAGGAGGAGGAUCAGUUAGUCGAAGAAGACUUACCUCAAGGUAUGAAGAAGGAGAGAAAAAGUCAAUGGGUUUUGCUCCAAUGGAUGGGUUUUAUUUUGAUAACUCUAGCUUUGAUUUCUACCCUUACACUUCCAAGUUUAAGAAAGAAUACUCUAUGGAUACUUGACUUAUGGAAGUGGGAAAUCUUGGUUUUGGUAGUUAUAUCCGGAAGGUUGAUAUCUGGUUGGAUUGUUAGAAUAAUAGUGUUUUUCAUUGAGAAGAACUUUCUGUUGAGGAAAAGAGUUCUUUAUUUUGUUUAUGCAUUGAGGAACAUAGUUCAAAAUAGUUUGUGGAUGGUUAUGAUUUUCAUUGUUUGGCAGUACUUGUUUGAUAAGAAGGUUGUGAAGGAAACCGAUGGUAAGAUUGUUAGACUUGUUACUAAGGUUUUAGUUUGUGUUGUGGUGAGUCUGAUGUUUUGGCUUGUGAAGACACUAUUGGUGAAGGUGCUUGCAUCUUCAUUUCAUAAGAGCACAUACUUUGAUAGAAUCCUAGAUUCUUUAUUUAAUCAGUAUGUGAUUGAAGCACUUCCAGGGCCACCUAAGAACCAAAAAAUAGAGGAAGAAGGGAAGGGAAUUGUAGGGAGUGGAAAAAUGAGGAAAUGUCCACAAGAUAAAACCAGUACACUUUUCUGCUCAACUUCUAGGAAAGGACAUAAAAAAAGUUGGGGCAUAAGCAUUGAUGAGCUUCACCAAAUGAAUCCCAAGAAUAUUUCUGCUUGGAAUAUGCAGAGGCUGAUGAAUAUAAUUCAGCAUGGUCCACUUUCUACCUUGGACAAGCAGAUAGAAGAUAGCAAGUCAACUGAAAUUAAAACUGAAAAUGAGGCAAAAAACGCAGCAAAAAUGAUAUUUGACAAUGUUGCUAAGCCUGGAUUUGGGCACAUUGACUUAGAGGACAUUGAGAGAUUUAUGGGAGAAGAUGAGGCGGUGAAGACCAUGAGUCUGUUUGAAAAAGGAUCUGAAAGCAAGAAAAUUAGCAAAUCAGCCAUGAAGAAUUGGGUGGUUAAUGCUUUUAGAGAACGGAGGGCACUUUCCUUGACAUUGAAUGAUACCAAGAGAGCUCUUGAAAAACUUCAUUGGGUGGUAAAUGUCUUUGUCAUUAUCAUCAUAGCAGUCAUAAGUCUCCUUAUGCUAGGAAUAACAACCGAGGAAGUCCUACUCGUGGCUAGCACCCAAGUUCUUUUGCUUGCUUUCAUAUUUAGAGACACUUUGAAGCCAAUAAUUCAAUCAAUUGUUAAUGCUUUUAGAGAAUGGAGGGCACUUUCCUUGACACUGAAUGAUACCAAGAAAGCUAUUGAAAGACUUCAUUGGGUGGUAAAUGUCUUUGUCAUUAUCAUCAUAGUAGUCAUAAGUCUCCUUAUGCUAGGAAUAACAACCGAGGAAGUCCUACUCGUGGCUAGCACCCAAGUUCUUUUGCUUGCUUUCAUAUUUAGAGACACUUUGAAGCCAAUAAUUCAAUCAAUUGUCUUCAUAUUUAUAACACACCCAUUCGAUGUUGGUGACCGUUGUCAGAUUGAUGGUGUUCAGAUGGUAGUAGAAGAAAUUGGCAUCUUGAACACUAUUUUCUUGGGACACGACAACGAGAAGAUCAUGAUCCCAAAUAGUGUCCUUGCUAGUAAAGCCAUCUGUAACUUUUAUUUAAGCCCAGACAUGGGAGAUGAAAUUGAGUUUUGUGUCCACAUAGCUACUCCAGUGGAAAAGAUUGAUCUGAUGAAACAAAAGAUACUAAGUUCAAUAAAGAAUAAUAAGAAACAUUGGUAUCCAGAGACAAAGAUGGUCUGCAUGGAUAUUGAAGACUUGAAUAAGCGGAGGUUUAAUGUCUCUCUCAAACACAAAAUGAACUAUCAAAACAUAGAAGAGAGGGAGAAUAGAAGAUCACAUUUGCUGGAUGAGAUUACUAACAUUUUAAUGGAACUGGAAAUAAUUCAGUUGCCUUAGGAAUACGAUGGUUUUUUUAUAUAAUUAUGGUUUACAUUUCAAAUUUAGUUUUGUAUUCAAUAUGAUUAGUAAUUCGGCAAGCAUAUGAUUAUUAGUUAUCCACUUGUUCUUCCUUUGAUUGUUAUGAUUUCUCACUAGUUUGACUGCCAUUCAGUUCUUAA
Rubroshorea leprosula is the source of this 2622-nucleotide messenger RNA. The record is from the annotation of a GenBank genome assembly. Lineage: Eukaryota; Viridiplantae; Streptophyta; Magnoliopsida; Malvales; Dipterocarpaceae.